ACUUCGUGUUACAACUCUUAUCAGAAGGUGGGUGGCUGGACCUGGAAGCACACAGGACUUAAUUGCUGGAUUUGACCAAGAAGCAGCUGCUGUAGUCAUGGCACGCCUUGUUUCUUUCAAAAUGGAAAUUGAGGCUGAAUUUGAUCCUAUAAGAUGGUUGGAUAAAGCACUGAUCCAUGUAUGUUCUCGAUUUGGGGAUUACCAGAAGGAUAGCCCAUCUUCCUUUAGCUUAUCUCCGCGGAUAUCAAUAUUCCCACAGUUUAUGUUUCACUUGCGCCGUUCUCAGUUUGUCCAGGUUUUUAAUAACAGCCCAGAUGAGACAGCAUACUUCCGAAUGAUCCUGAACCGGGAAAAUGUUGCCAAUUCAGUUGUGAUGAUACAACCUUCCUUGAUUUCUUAUUCAUUUCAUUCGGGUCCAGAACCCGCUCUUCUCGAUGUAGCCUCCAUUGCAGCUGACAGGAUCCUGCUUUUGGAUUCAUAUUUCACCAUUGUUAUUUUCCACGGUGCAACCAUUGCUCAGUGGCGGAAAGCUGGAUACCAUCAUCAACCUGAACAUCAGGCAUUUGCCCAUCUUUUGCAAGCUCCUCGUGAUGAUGCAGACGCAAUAGUCAAGGAAAGGUUUCCAGUACCUCGUCUGGUUGUUUGUGAUCAGCAUGGUUCUCAGGUGAUAUGCGGUCUUGUGCGAGACAAAUAUGUCAGUCUCUCAAUCAACCUCCAAUACAUCUCCUCAUCGAUUGGCUCGAUUUCUUCUGGCAAAGUUGAAUCCUUCGGCAACAUAUAAUACAGAUGCUUCCUUUCCUACUGGAGAUAUUAUUUUCACUGAUGAUGUAAGCUUUGAGGUAUUCCUGGAUCAUCUCCAAAGAUUGGCGAUUCAAUAGAAUACAAAAUACUUUUACCUUUUGCAAUUUUGUAAAAUUCUUUUUCAAUAGGUUAUUUUGUACAUUAACUGAGUGUAGAGAAUAUUUUGGUUUGCUUCAACGUUUGCACUUGUAACUCUUUUUUCUUUUUCUUCUUUUUUUUGUAAGCAAAUAGCGAGUUGGGUUCUUUAAGUAAGUAGGAAUUUUUAUAUAUAAUUUUUUUACGGUUAUUAAAUCCUUGAAUUUAAUCAAAACCCAAACCGAUUACUUGAA
Carica papaya (papaya) is the source of this 1130-nucleotide messenger RNA. The record is from RefSeq and is a predicted model, not a curated record. NCBI's taxonomy places the organism in Eukaryota, Viridiplantae, Streptophyta, Magnoliopsida, Brassicales, Caricaceae.